This is a messenger RNA of Prosopis cineraria, 5056 nucleotides long. Its product is annotated as putative pentatricopeptide repeat-containing protein At5g08490. The coding region runs from base 952 to 3570 and encodes 872 amino acids. Gene Ontology annotation, biological process: RNA modification. Lineage: Eukaryota; Viridiplantae; Streptophyta; Magnoliopsida; Fabales; Fabaceae. The transcript is spliced from 4 exons. Gene Ontology annotation, molecular function: RNA binding; protein binding. The record is from RefSeq and is a predicted model, not a curated record.
UGUAACGAACACACCGUGCGAAACAUGGCAUAUUUGUUUUCGCGCUUCGACUCAGCCACCUCGUCAUUUUCAUUUUCGCGCGUGCUGCUCAGGAGACCCAUCAUCUUCUACUUAGGCAGCGGCAUCAUCUUCCAGUAAGGCGUGUUCUUUUCUCUACGCCCUUCUUCUUCGACUCACAGCCAAAGGUUUUCCUCAAUAUCCGGGAUGAAACCUGUCUCGCUCCUCAGCAGAAGUCUCUCGGUCUUGAUGUCCUUAUUGUCAACCUCAUCAACUUCCAGAAACUAGUAUCCUUUCCUAGGCUUUCUUUUAGAUUGAGGAACUAAACGUUGCCUUAGAACUAGUUCAGUAAGUUUUCUCCUCUUCCUUUGUUGCAUCCUCAUACAGAACCCACAACUUUAUCAUUUUCAUCUUAGUGCUCACUGUGUAAAUCUAUUUGAGGUAUAAAUAUACAAGGAAGAUAAGAUCUUCAAAUAUAGGGAAAAGAGUGAUUCCAUUAGCUAAUUAGAUUCUAUCACGAUGGUGAUUAUGUUCUUUUAUCAAACACAUACGGUGGAUUUGAUAAAUGGAUUUUGGAGGGUAGUAUGAGAACCCAAUGACAUAGAAUAGAUGCUUCCAUCACCUUUAAUGAUCUGGUGGAUGCCAUGAAGGAAAAAUGCCGCCAUGGCUACAACAAUGCGAGCAAGGAAAGUUUUUUUUUUUUUUGGCUCUCUCUCUCACAUUCUUCUUUAUAUCAUCCCUUGAACAAUUGAUUCAAACUGAAUGCAGGGUCUUUUCAUGUUGAAGGUCGUCUGUGUAUUAUUAUUUGCUUGCUAGUUUCAUUGAAGAAGAAGAAAUGGUUAUGCUGAAGUUCUUUAUAAUAUGCAAAAAUUCAUAACUUUCAGCGGAUUGCUGACAGCUUCUACUAGUGAUAUUUUAUCAUUGCCUGAAGUCCCAUUGUAGCUCCCUCUGGGCAUGCCUCAACAGGAUUUCAAGGCAUGGAAUUCUAUAAUCAGGGGCUUAUGUAUAGAUACUAGGCAUAAAGAAGCCUUGACGCUUCUCUUCCAGUGCUUACGGAGUUCUAUAGUUUAUAAACCAGAUCAUCUGGUAUUUGCUGCCAUUCUCAAGUCCUGCACUGCCCUUUUGGCUGGCAACUUAGGCAGAGCUUUACAUAGUUUUGUCGUCAAACUGGGCCAUGGUACUUGCCAGGUCACUUCCAAAGCACUGCUUAACAUGUAUGCCAAAUAUGGUGCAUUUGAUGACUGCCAAAAGCUUUUUGAUCAGCUGAGUCCUAAUGAUCCUGUUAUUUGGAAUAUUGUUUUAUCUGGGUUUUCUGGUUCCAAGAACCAUGACAAUGAUGUGAUUCGAACGUUUCGGAGCAUGCACGUGAGAGGAGAGGCUAAGCCCAAUUCUGUUACUAUUGCUACUAUUCUUCCCACAUGUGCUCGAUCAAGGGAUCUGGAUGUUGGGAGGAGCGCCCAUGCUUAUGUAAUCAAAUCAGGAUUUGAAAAUGACACCUUUGUUGGAAAUGCUCUAGUAUCAUUUUAUGCAAAGUGUGGACUGGUGUCUCAUGAUUCAUUUGCUGUUUUCAGUAACAUUAUUAACAAAGAUGUUGUUUCAUGGAAUGCAAUGAUUGCAGGUCUUGCUGAGAAUGAGUUUUUGGAAGAUGCAUUCACAUUGUUCAGUUUGAUGGUUAAAGGACCCUUGGAACCAAAUUACUCAACCAUUGCAAGUAUUUUGCCUGUUUGUGCUUUAUUUGAUAGAAAAUUUGCCCGUCAUUUUGGAAGACAGAUCCACUCCUAUAUGCUGCAGCGGAUUGAAUUAUCAAGUGAUAUUUCUGUCUCUAAUUCUUUACUUAGUUUUUACGUAAAAGUUGGCCAAAUGGCAGAGGCAGAAUACCUUUUUUGGAAAAUGGAUGCAAGGGAUUUGGUUUCUUGGAAUACUAUUAUUGCCGGAUAUGCCUCUAAUGGUGAAUGGUUGAAAGCAUUGCAUAUAUUUGGUAAUUUGACAUGUGCAGAGUUAUUGCCAGAUUCUGUAACUAUUGUCAGCAUCCUUCCUGUGUGUGCUCAAUUAAGAAACUUAGAGGUGGGAAAACAAAUUCAUGCAUAUGUUUUUAGAAACCCUUUCCUCUUUGAGGAUACAGCAGUUGGAAAUGCCUGUGUAAAUUUCUAUGCAAAAUGCGGUGAUAUGGAGGCAGCAUUGAAUACAUUCUUUAUGAUAUCAAGGAAAGAUAUAAUUUCAUGGAAUUCUAUUCUUGAUGCCUUUGGAGAGUGGGGGUGUGGUUCUAACUUUUUAAGCUUGUUACGUUGGAUGCAUAGAGAAGAAAUUAGGCCUGAUUCUGUUACGAUAUUGACUGUAAUUAAUUUUUGUGCUUCUCUUUUGCAAAUAGAAAAGGUUAAAGAAAUACAUAGCUACUCAAUUAUGACUGGCUUUCUGGGAUGUGGUACUGCACCCACAAUUGGGAAUGCGAUAAUUGAUGCAUAUUCCAAAUGUGGUAACAUGGAGUAUGCACACAGAAUGUUUCUGAAUUUAUCAGAGGGAAAAAAUUUAGUCACAUUCAAUUCUCUGAUUUCAGGUUAUGUAGAUUUAGGAUCACAUCAUGAUGCAAAUAUGAUAUUUAAAGGCAUGUCUGAGAAAGACAUUACCACCUGGAAUCUUAUGGUCCGAGUAUAUGCUGAGAAUGAUUUUCCUGAGCAAGCUUUUUGUCUGUUCUCUGAGUUACAAGAUCAAGGGAUGAGACCUGAUGCAGUGACUAUUAUGAGCUUCCUUCCUGUAUGCACGCAAAUGGCAUCAGUACACUUGCUGAACCAGUGUCAUGGUUAUAUUAUCAGAUCUUGUUUUGAUGACAUUCGCUUGAAUGGUGCCCUUUUAGAUGCAUAUGCCAAAUGUGGCAACAUAGGCUGUGCAAAUAAGCUUUUUCAUUCAAGCAAUGAUAAGGAUCUGGUUAUGUUUACUGCAAUGAUUGGUGGGUAUGCUAUGCAUGGUAUGAGUGAUGAAGCACUUGGGCUUUUUUCUCAUAUGCUCAACCUGGGAAUCAAGCCAGAUCAUGUUAUCUUCACUUCUGUGUUGUCUGCUUGUAGUCAUGCUGGCCUUGUAGAUGAAGGACUGAAGAUAUUUUAUUCAAUAGAGAAAAUCCUUGGAAUCAAACCAACUCUGGAGCAACAUGCUUGUGUGGUGGACCUACUGGCUCGAGGUGGCCGUGUUCAUGAUGCAUAUGCUCUUGUGGCUAGGAUGCCAAGCAAAGCUAAUGCAAAUGUGUGGGGAACAUUGCUUGGUGCCUGCAAAAUCCAUCAUGAGGUGGAAUUGGGAUGUACUGUGGCAGAUCAACUCUUCAAAAUUGAUUCUGAUGAUGUUGGAAAUUAUGUUGUCAUGUCGAACAUAUAUGCAGCAGAUGCUAGAUGGGAUGGGGUCAUGGAGGUCCGAAGGAUGAUGAGGAACAAAGAUAUGAAAAAGCCAGUGGGAUGCAGCUGGAUUGAAGUUGAUAGGACAACUAAUGUUUUUGCAGCUGGGGAUUGUUCCCACCCCCAGAGAAGUAUUAUUUACACUACGCUAUAUACUCUAGAUCAACAAAUUAAAGAACCAAUUGAAUUUUAGCUUAACGCAGCUGGGGAUUGUCCUCUUCACAUCGACACCUUCUGCUACUUCUACUUAUGCCGGGCAGUCUUGGACUUGUUAACCACUGUGCAACUUCCUUGAAUGAAUCUGUGUUUGUCUGAGCAAAUGCUUUUAGUGCUUUGCUACCAGCUGUUCCUUGGCUUGGCGGCUUUUCUAUGAUUCCUUUUUAUUUGAUAAUUAGACUUACAUUCACCUGUAACCUUCAUGAUUAAACUAUGGUCAACAAAUGAAAAUUAGAUUAUGAUCAGCAAAAGGGGGAAUCAGACAUAAGAAUGAUCAACUUUUAGGACCAUUGUUGAGUUUAUUGAAUCUUGUCAUUCUCUUGGGGUCAUGCAUGAGACCUCAACCUAGAGAACUUGUUCGAUAGCAUUGAAGAGGAUGCUAAACUUGCCCGCUGAUUUCAGUUUCUGUUUUCUGCAAGCCAGGUUGAUACAUAAGCUUAUUUAUCUUUUCUUGUAUCAUAUUUGGACAUCUUGGGCAUUAUUGAAUAAUUAUUUAUAGUCCUUGGGCCAUUACAUUGGCAGGAUUUUUUAAAUAUGGUGCCAUCAUUUCAAACUGUAAAAGCAGAUCCUUUUGUCCUCGGAUGUUUUCUUCUUCUUUUGUCGCCUCAACAAAGGGUCCUGGUUAAUCUGGGAAUGGUUGCUUCAGUGACUCGAGUUCUCUGGCAGAAUGUAAUCUUUCCCUUGGUGAAUUCUGAUCAAUCUGAGAGAGUAGCAUUACGCUGCUCAUUAUAAAGGGUUCAUAAUUUGGGUUCAAAUUUCAGUUCUUUUCUCCAUGCAUCAAUUUCAAUCGAGCAGAGUAAUGGUUCCUGAUGUCCUGUACAAGUUAUUGCCGAGAGGCGCUCUGGGGAAGAAAUUGCUGGAUUGAAGGAGUUAUUCAAGAUGAUUGACACAGAAAACGGUGGAACCAUAACUUUUUUUGAGUUAAAAGAUGGUUUAAAGUGAGUGGGGUCUGGACUUGUGGACUCUGAAAUCACAGAUCUUGUGGAAGCGGUAAGGUGAACUGUUCAAUUAUUAGAUUAAUCUCUUAUUGUUAUUAUCAUUAGGUACAAGCUGGUGGCUUGAUUAUAAUGAAGCUACUAUAAAACAGAUUUUUUCCCCUGCCAACAAUGCAAAGCAGUUCUUUAUGCAUUUAUUUGUUUCAUUUGAAAUGCACUAAAACUGAAAUUUAACGGUGGUAAAAUUAAUAAAUUCUCCCUCCAGUCCCUUAUACAAGGUUUUCUAGACAAUUUUCAAGAAAAUUAAGAAAAUUUGUUAGAUUUCUUUAUUUGUUCAAAAAUAUCCCGAUAUUUCAAUUGUACCCUUAUCAAUUAAAGAGAACCUCAUCAUGCUUUUGUCAAAUUGCGAGAAAGCCUUGACAAUUAUAGGGAUAAAACUGUGACAUCAUUUGAUAUUCUGAUUAGGCACUUUAUGAUUUUUGGAUUAAUUUUUUUAUUUUUGGAAGGUACCUUAUGUAACUGAAUGAA